This is a messenger RNA of Coprinopsis cinerea okayama7#130, 597 nucleotides long. RefSeq lists its product as hypothetical. The transcript has 4 exons. Bases 1 to 597 code for a protein of 198 amino acids. NCBI's taxonomy places the organism in Eukaryota, Fungi, Basidiomycota, Agaricomycetes, Agaricales, Psathyrellaceae. The record is from RefSeq and is a predicted model, not a curated record.
AUGGACGACCUUGACAUGGACAUCGGUGCUCUCGUCAACCUCGAGCAAACCUUCUUCGACGAAGGGUACAAAGACGGCUACGCGCAUGGUCGUAUCCAUGGGCUCAUAGAAGGACGAGCUCUCGGCCGUGAAAAAGGCUUCGAAAUGUGGGAAGAACUGGGUUUCUAUGAAGGUUUCGCCAUGACUUGGCGGGCGAUUUUGGUGAAAGAUGGGAAGGGGAAAACUGAUGAAAAAAAGCUACACCACAUAUCGACCCUACUAAACCUCAUCGCCCAAUUCCCUACCAAAAACCCAUCGCCCACCUCGUCAGAAGUCGAUUUCCUAAAGCUACUCCGGCAGAUCAGGUCCAAAUACAAACUCCUCUGCGCAGUACUGGGCGUUCGACCGCGUCUGCAUGCGGCAGACGACGCACCAUCCAGCCCCUCAGCAUCGCCUCCUCAAAACACCAACGAUGCUGACGCGAUGGACGAGGACGGCAAGGUCAAGCGGAGAACGAAGCCCUCUGUGUGGAAGAUCGAACCCGAGAGCACGACGUCAGGGAAACCUGCGGCCAGUACAAAUGUAUACCCUCACGAGGACACCAAUGUAACCUACUAG